Messenger RNA from Ostreobium quekettii, 426 nucleotides. Lineage: Eukaryota; Viridiplantae; Chlorophyta; Ulvophyceae; Bryopsidales; Ostreobiaceae. The record is from the annotation of a GenBank genome assembly.
AUGCGCCACCCCGCCGGCGGAGCCAAGAGGAAGCUGAGCGCCAGCGGCAGCCACGAUCCCGGCAGCAACAAGGCCGGCAGGACGGCGAUGGGUGUGGAGAGGGGGGGAGACCUGGUGCUGAAUGGCCGUCACACAAUCCUUUUAAUUCAGGGCACACGGAACAAGGCAACAAGGACCUAUCUGGACUACGAAUCUGUGCCUUUGGCCAUGGAUGGCCUCAUCAACCUGUUCGAAAAGAAGCUUCGGGAGCUGAACCCCUCUAUACGGAGCCUCACUUAUGAUAUCAACGACCUCUACCAGUUCAUGGAUGAUAUGGAGGACAUCAGCGCAUUGGUGUACGAUCCCCAGAUCCAGGCCUAUGUCCCGUGCCCGAAAGACUGGAUCAAGAAGCGGUGUUUCAACCACCUGAAGCGUCAGGCAACGUGA